CCUUAGGGGGAUUCCCCGUCGCCAUAUUGGAGGGUGAGCCAAAUGAUUAGCCAAGUAAGGGAAGUUUGCAACUUCAGACACUCAGUCCUCGUUUUGAGUCGGCUUUGUAUAAGUACUGUUAUGAAACAAGCAGGGGGCAGGUCUCAAACCAUCCACCUAGCCCGCAAUCGACUGUGCCGAAAAAGCAUACUCAUGCGGCAGAGUCGAUAUCCACGCUUCUAAACCCAGGGUCGUUACACUGUGAUCACUCCGGGGCCUGAAAAACAACAUCAAUGGAAUAGUCAACAUACAAGCGACUCGAUUUAAGUCCGGUGGCAUUCUCGAACAGUUGAUGGAAAUGUGGAUUCUAGGAGCUGAGACUGCCGAGUAGGCAAGUUUGGGAGAGAAGGUCAGGGAGGUGACCAAGAACUCGAUGACCACUCUGACAGAGACCCAGAGUUCCUUUGUGGAGAUGGUUGUCCUUGUGGAAGGUUCUCCCAUCUCUGCAGCACUCCACCAAUCAGGCCUUUUAUGGUAGAGUGGGCAGGCGGAAGUCACUCCUCAGUAAAAGGCUUGGAUUUUGCCAAAAGGCACCUAAAAGGACCCAUACCAUGAGAAACAAGAUUAUCUGGUCUGAUGACAACAAGAUUGAACUGAAUGCCAGGCGGCACAUCUGGAGGAAACCUGACACCAUUCCUACGGUGAAGCAUGGUGGCAGCAUCCUGCUGUGGGGAUGUUUUUCAGCUGCAGGGACUGGGAGACUCGUCAGGGUUGAUGGAAAGAUGAACGGAGCAAAGAUCCUUGAUGAAAACCUGUUCCAGAGCGCUCAGGAUCUCAGGUUGGGGCAAAAGUUCACCUUCCAACAGGACAACGACCGUAAGCACACAGCCAAGACGAUGCAGAAGUGGCUUUGGAACAAGUCUCUGAAUGUCCUUGUGGCCCAGCCAGAGCCCGGACUUGAAAAUAGCGAGACCUGGAGAGACCUGAAAAUAGCUGUGCAGCUACACUCCCCAUCCAACCUGACAGAGCUUGACAUCAGCAGAGAAAAUGACAGAAACUCUCCAAAUACAGGUGUGCCAGGCUUGUAGCAUCAUACCCAAGAAAACUCGAGGCUGUAAUCACUGCCAAAGUUUAUGAGCUGUCACUCCUCAUGCCAUGAAGUAGAAAAUAACGCCCUGCUCGGCCCAACCGAGAAUUCUACAGCCUGGGCACGGGAUGCCCGUGUGGGUUGUGCCCAGUGCACUGUGGCGAGGAGAUGCUGCAGGUGACACUCUACAGCGGCUACGAUAACUUUGACGACACGGUGCGGCUAUACGAGGCAGUGCUGCAAAGUCUGGCAGAGGAGCAGAAGCCGGGGUUCUGUUGGUUCACGCUCUACACGGAGCCUGAGCGGUGUCUGCAGCUGGCUCUCAAGACAGCCCUCCCUCCCCUGGGUCAAGGUGGAGGCCUGCAACGCAGCAGUGCUGCAUUUCAGGGUGGAGGAGAUGGGUCAGCUUGUGCUCCUGCCCAAUCCAUGCACACACUGGCAGGUCGACGACCUGGACGGCAACAAGAUAUGUUUCCAGGUGAAAGCCUCAGCGACCCCUGACCUGUGCCUUCCCUCUGACCUACCCCAGCGUCUCGCCCAGAGGGCUACUGAGGAGCGUUGUCUGCACUGCCCCCAGCAGCCCACACCCUGUAGUCCUGCAGCCAGGUGACCCCAGUGACCCAGCCAGGGAACUGGCUGCGCACCGACCCAUAAGCCUGCCUUACCUGGGGGUCUGCGGUGUGACAUGGGCUCAGACAGCCACUGCAGCACCCCUCCAGGCAGCUCCUGCUACUCGUCCCAGUGCAGCAGCCCCGCCACGCUAUCCGUCAACCACCCCCACGACUCCUUCCCUCUCUCAUGAUCUACCUCCCAAGCGCGGCCCUCCCUGUCAACCUCCCACCUGCUGCUGGAGGAGGAAGAGCCUGUGGGAGGCGGAGCACGAGAGAGGCUAGCCGCUGUGGGGGCCUCUGCCCUGGAGAGCAUGGCGAGGGAGCUGAGUGCCUGUCUACUGGAUGCUUGCACCCCCCACAGGACGUGGGUUGUGAGCAGCCCUACCAAAGCUGCCAGCCCCGGGUGCAAGGCAGGGUCACCAGGCUGGGACAGCAGUGUUAUCAGCUGGGCAUCGCCAGGUCAGAGCUACUCCAGAGGGCCUGUGGGGCCGCGGCCUCUUGCUACGCCAGCAGCAAAGGCUCUGUCGUCACCUGCACACAGUACAGACCCAAUAGAUGAGUUCUUCAUCUGAUUCCUUUCUGCAGUGUGGCAGGCAGUUGUAGGACAUUUUGUCACUAUCUAACAUAAUGUAACUUAGAGAUGGACUUCCUGGUGCCAGUUUGGGCUGCGUCCAAAAUGUUUCUUAGAUUAGCCGAAACCUGGACUUAAAAAGCGUAUUCAGUGGAGAAUCUCCAUUGAGAGUGCCAUUUAGUCCAGGACUAAGUGUUAUCUGUGUCUGGGAAACUGUCCCUUAAUGUGAGUUGUGAAAUAUGACUUUUAUCAUGCAUCACUAAAGUAAUUAAUUGUAUUUUGUAAAUUACAUUUUUGACUUCUGACUAAUUUGGGAAUAAUACUUGUCAUUUGUUUCAAAUUGUUCUUAAGACAUAUGUUUGUGAUUUUUAUAAACUGGGUGGUUCAUGCCCUGAAUGCUGAUUGGCUGAAAGCCGUGGUAUAUCAGACCGUAUACCAUGGGGUAUGACAAAACAUUCAUUUUUUUCUGCUCUAAUUGUUUAUAAUAGCAAUAAGGCACCUCGGGGGUUUGUUAUAUGCUACGGGCUGUGUCCUAGCACUCUGUUGUUGUGCCCAAGAACAGCUCUUAGCCGUGGUAUAUUGGCCAUAUACCACACCCCCUCGGGUUUUAAUGCUUAAAUACAACUCCAAUACCUUUGUACUGCUGCAUUGGGUACCAUCUAUUGAGCCUUGUUUAUACCUGGUGUUAACAUCUGUAUGGCUCUUGUCCACAUUCUCAUUGUGUAGACUUAAAAUAACUGAUCCUGACGAAUUGAUUGGCUGAUCAGUAAUGAGAAUAUUAAUGCUGGUCCAGGUGGGCGGAGUUUGCACUGAGUGAAAAGUGAUUUGCAUUUGUUUCGAAACUGGACUGUCAUGAGCUGGGUUCCCCAUUCAAAGCAGAUGGUGAAGUUGGCUCAAAAACAAGUGAUGCAGGUCUAUCAAGCAUGUGGAGUAAUGAUUUAGGGUUGGAUUCAAUCUGCAUUGCAGAAGUAUUGUAGAAUUUCCAUGUUGUAGCUCAAUUGAAGUUUAAAGGUAAUAUUCCUGCGUUUGCGGAGACUGCAUAUGUCGGCUCAAUCGGAAAUGACCUUUACAUUUUAACGCGGCUCUUCUGCAAUACCGAUUUAAUCCACCCCUUUAGAAGUUUUUACAUGCAAGUGUUCGCUCUUGCUAAAUCCCAAUUCAACUUUAUAAUCUACUGAUAAAAAUAAAUGACUAACUCGCUGAACACUUUAUUUGGCACUGACAGUCACAGGGUCUAAUCUUGCUGUUUUUGUAUUUUACUGAAGAACUAAACUAGGGGUAUUCUUGGUUUAGUAUCAGCAACACUGAUGGCAAACAUUCCAUUUGGAUUAUGUCAGUUUCAGUAGACAGUGUCUUUUAAAAUGUAGAGUAAUGUAGAAGUCUGCAAAGAAAUAAUUUUACCACUGGAAGGCAGCAUUGUUCCAGAGGAGUUCUGUAUCUCACAUGAUUUUAUACAAAUAAAAUAAAAAGUGAAUUA
Messenger RNA from Oncorhynchus masou masou (cherry salmon), 3725 nucleotides. RefSeq names its product protein FAM124B-like. NCBI's taxonomy places the organism in Eukaryota, Metazoa, Chordata, Actinopteri, Salmoniformes, Salmonidae. The transcript is spliced from 5 exons. Bases 1235 to 1567 code for a protein of 110 amino acids. The record is from RefSeq and is a predicted model, not a curated record. Gene Ontology annotation, cellular component: nucleoplasm.